Chroicocephalus ridibundus (black-headed gull) is the source of this 4169-nucleotide messenger RNA. RefSeq names its product retinol dehydrogenase 8-like. Bases 2639 to 3589 code for a protein of 316 amino acids. Lineage: Eukaryota; Metazoa; Chordata; Aves; Charadriiformes; Laridae. Gene Ontology annotation, cellular component: cytoplasm; cytosol. Gene Ontology annotation, biological process: estrogen biosynthetic process. The record is from RefSeq and is a predicted model, not a curated record. Gene Ontology annotation, molecular function: estradiol 17-beta-dehydrogenase [NAD(P)+] activity. The transcript is spliced from 6 exons.
UGACUUCUAAUUAGGAGCACAGUGGUGUUACCUUAUUAACAAUUUUUGUUUGGGAGUAUUUUCCUUUUUUUUUUUUUUUUGUUACACAUAUAAUGUUGCAGACACAAUAUCUUAUUAAAAUUGACCUGCUUAUAAGAUGUUUUAGGACACUGAUUUGAUCAUAGACACUGUCAAAACCUGCUUGCUUUACUCCAAGCAGUAUCUUUCAGAUGCAAAGGGGUGUGGGGCAGGGCCAUAAAGCUUGAACCCACCCACCCCCCCAAAGCAAAAUCCAUACAAAAAUUGCCAUUGAUUAGAAUGCAUAGUUAUGGUGCCAUUUUACAACACAUUUAUUUCCAGUUUUCAUAAAAUACUACACAAUUCAGCUAGUAAAAAUAACUAGUGGCCACAGUUUCUAACACUUUUAUAUUUACAUGUCAGAAACUGCAAAUAGUUUAUAAGAGGCCUAAAUCUGAGUCUGAUUAAUGCAAACAUUAUUUAUGUGCAUUACGACAUGUGAUUCACGCUCCAAGUUAUUUGACAUAAAGCAGAGGAACAUAAUUGAAUGUAUUGCAAUUUAAAGAUUAGGCCUAAGCUUGUUUUGUGCAUUAAAAGUGUAUCUUGGCCAAACCCCCUAUCUGUUGUAUUUCAGCGACUCUGCAGGUGGAAGUGUGCUAAAUUCCUUUCACUGUGUGUGCAAACAUGUUCCACUCUUUAAGUCAUUGUACAAAGCCAGGCACACAUUUUGCUAUGUUGACAAGGUCAAGAUAUGCUCAUCUGAAGUAUUUCUGCAGUUUCAGAUUAUUUAUUUUGCUGUUAUGAAAAUUAUGAUGUAGCAAAAAAAAACCUGUUGAAAUAAAUAUAUUAUUUGUUUCUCUACAUAAUAGUAAAUGAAAAACAUUAGAACUAGGUUGACCAGUGUAAUAAUUGAAAAAUAUUAAACUACUUUUAAUUUUUAUCCUCUCUUUAGGCAGAUCAGUUUGCCUUCAGGCUAGAAAUCUAUGCAUCAAAUUUCAGGCAGAUUUUUUUUAAAGCGAAGAAACAUGUAAACCCUUCAAACAAGGAUUUCAAGUGGAAAAUAUAACCAAUCUGUAAUUAAAAUUGCAUCACAACGAUAGUGGAAUUCCGCUAAUGUAGUGUUGCAUAAAGCCUUGCUUGCUCCUCCUACAUGUACUAAAUAUAAAUGUGCAUGAGCAGCAAAAGCUAUUUGCCUAGUAUCUGAAUCAGCUAAAUAGCAUUUACACUAAAAUUGAGUAUUUGGAUACUGUCUUCUCUGGUAAAACCAUGAGUCAAACCUCAUAAAUAAGUAGAAUCAUAAUUACAUUUUCUCAUUAACUUAGAUGCUGUCUUUCUAUUUUGUUGGUUGUCUGAGGAGUUAAUGAUUCCACUUACACUCUUCAAGUGAAUUUAUUUGUUUUGGAAAGGAGGGACCUUUUUUUUUUUUUUUCUAAUAUCAUAAUUUCAGUUAAAUGUUUCUGUAGAGUCCUACUUUUCUUGAGUUCCUAUGCAAUUUACACCUGUGCAAAUCCUGGAACACUAAGUUCAUUCUUUUGAACUGCAUUGUGUUAGCAUGGGAUUACUGAAUCUCGGAAAACAUUUUUCUGUGUGUAAUGGCAUUGCAAUUGGCUGAAUGCUGUUCAGAAGGCUAAUUGCUUAUCAAGGUGAUUCUUUUUGUGUCACUCAGGAUGGGUUAUAAAUUUCACAAGAGACUGGUUUUCUUUCUGAAUGUAGUAUGACCCAUGGUGACUGUACAUUAAUCACAAACUGCACCAAAUUUCCAGUCCAAAUGUCCCCCUGUUUAAUUCAGAGUUUGUGUGCAAAGUUAGUGGAAUAUUUUCUUAAAAACUAAAAUGGAAUCAGGUGUCAUGAUAGUUCUGGUUUUGUUUUUUUUUUUUUUCAAAUUGUCAAUUGGGGAAUAGAAAAUGUUCAAAGAGAUUUCGGUGUCAGCAAGGAUGUAGCAAAGCUGGUGUGUUCAGCCUCUUCCUGGCUGCUCUCCGCUGCCGGCAUACUCGAUUACUUUCUCUAUUCUUGAUUGGGAAUGGUGCCAAAAAGAGAUGUGAGGAAUCUGUCCAAACAACCUGUCUCUUUCCAAAUCCACAUCCCAUUUUUCAAUUUACGUUUUCCGUAAAGCCUAUUAGGACUCUUAUAAUAUCAAGGUGCCGGGGAAGAAAUCCAUUUGUCAUUCUGCUGCAAAAGAAUGAGGAGGGUGCUGUGAACAUAGGAAGCCUGAACGCCUUCAGCAGUGGGGUCCCAUUUUGGGUGCAGUUUACUUUCUGUAGACGUGACUGGGGGCCUUGACACUGCAGACUGUAAUUGUGGCAAGGCUUUUCUUGCCAGUAGUAUGCAAACUGAUUAUUCCACUGUUUAAAAAAAUCGGUGUAGCUUAACAAAUGUCUCAUUUUAAGAGUAAUCAAAUUUUGUAUUAACUCUAGUCUGUGUUGAUGAUGCAGAUUAUAAACUCAUGCAGGAGCAUCUGUUUCUGUUUUUGUCAAAUUGGAGAUUAUCCCUUAAUCAUGCAGGGUCUGGGUGUGCAUUUUCAGAUUUGUUGACUCAGGAAAGCUGGAGAUAGCAUUAAAGGCUAAUGACAUUAUACUGCAGCUACAUUUAGGCUGUUGCGCCUCUGAACAAGAACUCUUGCUCGAACCACCCAGUGAAAAGAAUGGCGAGAAGAAAUGUCCUCAUUACAGGCUGCUCCUCAGGAAUUGGACUGGCCUUAGCUGUAAAAAUGGCAAAAGAUGAACAGAAAAGGUUUAAAGUGUAUGCCACAAUGCGGAAUCUGGCCAAGAAAGAGCCACUUGAGGAAGCUGCAGGUCGCAGGCUGGGCAAAACCCUAGAAAUUAAACAACUGGAUGUCUGCGAUGAACAGUCUAUUAAAACUUGUGUGAAUAGCAUCCCUGACAGAAGGAUUGAUGUUCUAGUUAGCAAUGCUGGAAUGGGGCUCAUUGGACCUAUUGAAUGUCAGACCAUAGAUGAAAUGAAAACUGUGAUGGACACCAACUUCUUUGGACUGGUUCGACUCCUGAAAGAGAUUUUGCCUGACAUGAAGAGGAGAAAGAGCGGACACAUAGUUAUAAUAAGCAGUGUUAUGGGAAUACAAGGUAUCUUAUUUAAUGAUGUUUAUGCUGCAUCUAAGUUUGCUGUGGAAGGAUUCUGCGAAAGCUUAGCUAUACAAGCACUCAAGUUCAAACUGCAGUUAAGUUUGAUUGAACCAGGCCCAGUGAUUACAGAGUUUGAAAGAAAAGUGUUUGAAGAUGGAAUGAAAAUGGAUCUUUCAGCUGCAGAUAAGGAAACAGCUGAGAUGUUUACUAAUAUUUACCUCAAAAAUUACAAACAAAUUUUCCAGAGCCUGGGACAAAGUGCUGAAGAUGUUGCAGAGCAUACAGUAAAGAUAAUUCUUGCAGAAAAUCCACCUUUUCGCCAUCAGACCAACACCUUGUAUACUCCGAUGACGACCCUGAAAUAUGCAGAUCCAAAUGGAGAUCUACCCAUUGAUAUAUUCUACAAAAUGGUUUUUCAUCAUGACAAAAUCUUCAGUGCAAGUCUUAACUUUAUCAAAUUGCUAAGGUGGAGAAGUAGAAAGAGUUUUGACCUGGGAAAACCCUCACAAUAACGAUGAGAUUAUAUAGUGCAAAUUUGGAAUUACUUGUUGUAACUACUGAUAAUGCAGUAUGCUGUUAUUCAAAUGCCUUUGCUCUGUAAUUGUGAAAAGGCAUUCAAGGUGUUUAUUUGAGCUUAGCUAAGAUAGUCAUCUCAAUGUGUUUAUCUUGAACUUUACAGUUUGCAGAACCUUGAAAUUAAAAUCCUCUAAUUGUAGGUUUAUUCUGUUUAGUGUUUGCUUUUUAGAGAGAUCUGUUUUCAUGGGAACAUGAACAUUGACUGAUACUUGCAUAUUCAAUAUUAACCCCACCCCUUUCACGUAUUAGAAUAUAAUGCAUACUGAGAUGUGUACCGGAUGUAAAUUAUUUAGAUUCUUAAAAUAUUUUAUCUUUUUAGUUAUUAGAAUGUAACAGAAUUAGUAUAGUAAUCCCUCAAUCACAGUAGUAUUCUCAUUUUCAGAAAUCAGGUCUAUUUACCAGUAACAUAAGAGAAAGUCUCAUCAAUCUUAAAAUGUCACAACUAGAGUAUUUAUUAGUCAUAUAUAUGUUAUAAUAUUCUGAGUGCUUCCUUUAUAUGCAAUGGUUACUGGCAUA